Ostrinia furnacalis (Asian corn borer) is the source of this 1397-nucleotide messenger RNA. RefSeq names its product leucine-rich repeat-containing protein 34. The record is from RefSeq and is a predicted model, not a curated record. The transcript has a single exon. Lineage: Eukaryota; Metazoa; Arthropoda; Insecta; Lepidoptera; Crambidae. Bases 27 to 1397 code for a protein of 456 amino acids. Gene Ontology annotation, molecular function: protein binding.
AUUUUAUUUAGCUUUAUUAAAGUAAAAUGGUUCAAAAAUCACCUCGUCGAAAGCAAAGGAAAUGCGUCUGCAAUACCGAACAUUUGCUGAAACAAAUUACUGGAACUCCACGUCUAUUGAGAAGUACAGAACUAAAUAAAAUACGUCUGAACCUUUUCACAGAAAGAAACUCCGAUGGCACAGGGUUUCUGGUCCUCCGUGGUAAAGAUCUGUACGACAGGUACCAAAUAAGAAUCCAAGACAGUGAUAUCAGAGCCAUUUGCUUGUAUAUUCGAGAACAGCCGCGACGAAUCACCAUGGUGGAUCUGUGCUACAACCAAAUCACAGAUCUUGGCUUUCAUAAGCUGGUGAAGAAGUUACUGGUCAAAGGACGGUCCAGCGUGAUCAAUUUGAACGUCAUGAACAAUAGACUGACGGAGAAGUCUGCGCUAAGUCUGGCUAAAUAUGCGAAGUUUAUGAAACUGAAGUAUUUGAGAUUGAAUGGGAAUAAACUAGGGACUAAAGGCGGAGAAUAUUUCGCAAAGUUUCUGAUUGAUAACAAAAGUCUCGAGUACUGUGAUAUAGCACAAACUGGACAGACACUGACGAGUGUGGCCCCAAUCAUAACAGCAUUGAGAAUCGAUCACGGCGCGAAUACUACGUUAAAAGUGUUCGAUUUCAGCCGAAUCAAUCCGCUCUUCAAUCGAUACAAUUACGAAACCAAAUGGUUAGCUUAUCAUAUCGAAUAUUUGCUUGAAAGAAACAGCAGCAUUAUUGAGCUGCAUUUGCAGAAAAACGACUUCAUCAGCCACGACAUGGAGUAUUUCGCGCGAGGCUUAAGACGGAAUAAGACUCUUCUAUAUUUAGAUUUAGGGUACAACCGGAUCGGGGAUUAUGGAGCUGAGUUGCUAGCGAAAUACCUUGCUGAAUCACCGCAGUUGAUCCUAUUAAAUAUAGCAGGAAACGAGAUCAAAGACACAGGUGCAAGAGCUAUAAGUUUUGGAAUGCCAUAUUCAAAGAUUCGGGCUUUAGAUAUUUCUAAUAAUAAGCUGACCGAUCGAGGAGUUCUGGACAUUCUCAAUACGAUCAAAAAGCCGUUCUUUCUGAGAUUCCUAAACAUUUGGGGAAAUAAAUUUGGGCAUGUCACGUGUGGAGUUAUAGAAAGAAUGCUUCUAAGUGGAGUGCUAUUCCAGCACACGAUUGACGUGAAAAUUUACAUGGUCGAUGAAGUUUUGUAUGCUGCUUACUACCCCAAUCCUGCUGAUAGGAAUAAGCACUUGUAUUAUUGUGAACUGGACUUUGGUUUUGCUCAACCAAUUUGCCAUAUCAAAAGGAAUGUAAUUCCUGAGAAGAAACCAGUGAAAGUGGAUUGCAAGCAACGCCAUAAGCUCGAUAAGACGGACCGGAAUAGAUUUUGA